GGGGUGUUAGCGGGAGAGUCCUCAGCCGCACCCCCUUUUUCCACGGCCCCGGUUCAGAGGUGGGCGGCUGGACCUUCUUCAGUGACUGACGGACGGCUGAGCGGGAGGGAGGAGAGGUCGGUGGCUGGAGGCGAUCGUGGGAAGGAGAAACAGCCUUCGCUGAUCCCGAGGAAGGCUGCGCUGAAGGGGCAGGCGACGAAGCGCUGGAACCAGCCAGCCUCUUCUGCCGCCGUCUCUGCCGCCCGGGAUGUGCGGUGUGGGCCCGGGCCCUCCUGGCAGACGGAAGGGCUGAUUAAUCGGAGAAGGGAAGAUGGGGCGCGGGAAUAUGGCGUCUCCGGCGGGGUCGGUGGCUUCCUCCCGCAGCUGCUCUCAGAUAGGAGGCGGGAGGCGAUACUGCCUGUGGCGGCGUGCUGGUCCUUUUCUUUACUGGGUGCCGGUCCUCUUCAUCUGCAGCAUCCUGGCCUGGUCUUACUAUGCCUACGUCGCCCAACUCUGUCUGCUAACAAUAUCAAAUAUUGGAGAAAAAAUGGUGUGCCUGAUUGCGUAUCAUCUAUUUUUCAUGAUGUUUUUGUGGUCUUACUGGAAAACAAUCUUUACAUUACCAAUGAAUCCUUCCAAAGAAUUCCAUCUGAGCUAUUCAGAUAAGGAAUUGCUGGAAAGAGAACCUAGAAAUGAAACCCAUCAAGAAGUGCUAAAGAGGGCAGCCAAGGACCUCCCUAUCAGUACAAGAACCAUGUCUGGAGCAAUCAGAUAUUGUGAUAGAUGCCAACUUAUAAAACCAGAUCGUUGCCAUCACUGUUCUGUCUGUGAUAAAUGUAUUUUGAAAAUGGAUCAUCACUGUCCCUGGGUGAACAACUGUGUUGGAUUCUCAAAUUACAAGUUUUUUCUUUUGUUCUUGGCUUACUCUCUAUUAUACUGCCUUUUCAUCUUUGCAACUGAGUUACAGCAUUUUAUUAGAUUCUGGACAAACGGCCUUCCUGACACUCAAGCCAAGUUCCAUAUUAUGUUUUUGUUCUUUGCAGCAGCUAUGUUUUCAAUUAGCUUAUCCUCUCUCUUUGGUUAUCAUUGCUGGUUGGUCAGUAAGAAUAAAUCAACUUUAGAGGCCUUCCGGGCACCUGUUUUUCGACAUGGAACAGAUAAAAAUGCAUUUAAUUUGGGCUUCAGCAAAAACCUAAGGGAAGUCUUUGGAGAUGAGAAAAAGUACUGGCUGUUGCCAAUUUUUACCAGCCUAGGAGAUGGAUGCUCUUUUCCUACCUGCCUUGUUAACCAAGAUAUUGAACAAGCUUCUACUCCUGCAGGACACAAUGCAAAUAAAAAUGAGAAUAGUCACCAUUUUCCGGCUAAGACAUUACGAGAUUCUCAGAGCCACCUUCUUACUGAUCCUCAAUCUUGGAGAGAAACUAGUGCAGAUACUGAAAAGAACAAACUAGGUAUGAGCAAUCCUGCAUUAUCUAUGGAAAAUGAAAUCUAAUCUUGCAAGUAAAGAAAACAACAUUGGGUCUUAAAAAAAAGCACUGUUGAUGAAAGGAUGAAGAAUUCAUCCACUAUAUCAGCAUUCAUCAACCAACUACUCAGUCCACUACUACAUGGAUGUGCUCAGAAAAAUCUCAAGGCCUAAUUAGCUGUCUCUGCAUCAUCCCUUGAAAUAUCUGUUGACACCUCGAUUAUCAUAAAAAUAAUGGUUUGGCUAAAAUAGAAUAUGGUUACCGUGCAAAAUGGAAGUCUUGAAAAUGACACAUUGGGAAUGAUGGAAAUCUUAAUGUAUACAGGACAAGUGUUAAUCCUUUAGAGAUAAUAGGCGUGGUUUUGGAUCAACAUUUAUAGUUCAAGUGAGCAUAAAUUUUAUAUAUAAUCUAAACACGCUUUUGGAAGCAGUUCUUGAAUUUUAAAUGGAAAUCUUGCUUGUGAUUUCCACCUGCAAACUACUUUUAUUCCUUGGACUAUAAAGAAAGCUUUCUCAGUUCAUUGAGUAGCUUGUUUGUUGAUUGCAUAUGAGCAAAAGAUAUUUUUGAUUGCUGCCUUCAGUUGAGUUAGCAAAACUGUUUUAAUUAUAAACUAGCCUCAGGUUGGACAAUCAUGCUCAUGCAUACCUUUAUAUAAGGGCUAGAUUAUAAUUUCUCUUAUUUCAUUACUGAGACCAAAACAAACUUCACAUUUAUUUAUAUAUGUAAAAAUAAGGAGGGUAGUUAGAACCAUGCUCAGAGUAAGGCUUUUUGAAACUUUAUGAUAGUGAAUUCAGGUACUCAAUCUUACUUGAAAUGAUUUUUUUUUAAAUUGACAACGGUCAAUUUAAAACUUUGACCUAAGUUUGUAUCAAUAAGAGGCUUUGUUGUAUCUGAGCAUCCUUAAAUUGCUGCAUUUCUAUUACCCUGGUGAUUUACAUAUGAAGAGAUGUAAAUAUCAUGUAACACUCAUGUUCAUACUUUUACUGUGGUUCAGAUUAUAUUCUUAAUAAGAUAACUGGAUCUAGCAGAGACAAACUUUAAAUGAAGGCUUUAAUGAACUUUUAUAUGAUCUAAGAACCAAAUUUAAAACUUAUGAAAUUUCGGAAGCCAAGGAACUUAACAGUUUCAUAGAACUGGUUUUAUCAGUGCCUUUGCAUGUACAGUGGAAGAUGAAAUUAAUACAUUUAAGCUGCACUUAAUACAGUAUGCUGUUUACAUAAAAUAGGUUAUAAUCAAUUUCAAAAUGGUCCAUAAACAGUUUGGUUAGGGAAGAAUAUGAGAAUUGUACAUCUUACCAAAAAGAAUUUAAGAAACAAAAAAAAGUUUUCAGAAUCACUUUGGAAGUGACUUUAGACUUCUAAACAGGCACUACGCAUAGAUCUGACUGAAUGACAUUCCUCAGCUGCAGUUGUCUCAAAUAUUUUUUUAAAAGCACAUUAUUUUCUGUAGCUGAAUAGAUUUUAAAUAUUUCAGAAUGGUCUUGUGGAGAAUAAAUGAGAUAGCAUGAUGAUAUUGUGAUGAUAUUAUUACAACUGUAAUAGUGUAGAUUUGGAUUUUUCCCUGAUAUUUUAAUCUUUGAAAAAUCUCAGUAGGAUCUAAUCACCAAAAGUGCCAGAAUAUGACCCAUAAAAUUUGGGAUAUUUGAAAAGGUUGUGUACUUCUAGUUUAUAGUUUUACACAACAUAUAUUAGCAUUGACAAUUCAUUUUCAUAGCAAUGUUCUAAUUAUUUAUAUUUAGAUACGGAAGUGAUGAGAAUAAAAUAAGAAUACUCCUUAUACUGUUUAAUCAUCAUAUACUGUACAUUGUGAAAUGUUUUGCUCUGUUGGGUUGUCUUUAAAAUUGUGUAAAUUGAAGGGGAAAAUUUGCAAUUCAGUUCUCAUACACUUGUUAAAUAUAAGAUCUUACAGUAUUUUUCAGUAAAAUUCAAAAUAACGGAACAGACAUGUCUCUCUCAGCAUGUCUUCAUGAAAACAGACUGUCAGCUGUCCAAUGCCAAAAUUUUGCAGGGAAGGGACACUUGAACAUAUUCAGGUUGUAAGAGCCAUGUAAAACUAGAGAAGAGUUUAUGGUAGAUAUGAGAUUUUAAAAUAAUGUAUCUUCUUUUAAUACAUUGGGCAUAGAAUUAAAUUGUUUCUUCACAUUACAACCAUCUCUAUUUUGCUCUGGAAGUAAAUGCUAUUGACUUUUACAAUCAGGAGACUUCCAAUAAAAGGUUUGGGAUUGGAGUGAGUAGUGAGAUAGCAAUCACAAUAAAGAAAAAGAAGAGACAUCUCUGCAACUUGGUAUUCCAAUCAGCCUUGUUCAAAUUCCUGCUGCAACUGUGUGGGGAAAAGGAUUCUGCACAUUAUCUGCUAUACACUUGCAUUUGGGAAACCACAACUUUGAUGAACUGAAAACUAGGGAUCUUGCCUGAUUAAAGACAAUUAAUUGUAAUCAAUUACAUCAUUUUUGCUUGAUUGGUUUAUUGCUAGGAUGGGCAAUCUUUGUGUGUUUGAAUGUGUGGCAGGGAAGAGCCUUGUCAUUUUUUAACAUUGUGUUUCACUUGUUAUAGGAUUCCCACUAUAGUUUUAUUUGAUUCCUGUGUUACAUGUGCACUAAACAAUUUGGUAAGUGGGUAUAUUGUGAUUUGGGAUGAAUGUAAGUUCUGAAGGGGAAAAAACACCUUAAAUGAUGCAGACAUUGCUUCAUGCAAGAGAAAAAAGAAAUGCUUCUGUAGAAGCUGAAUACAGCAGAAAGAAUCUUAAGUAUUUGUGUUAGAAAUGUAUUGCCGUAUUAAGCAAGGAUCUUUUAAAAUGCCUAUAGCACAACCGUGUACACAUUGUUGGAUUUAUUCUAUGUUUUUCAUAUAUAUUUUUCUAAAAAUAGAAAGCAAAAUAUUUAAUUAUAGCAAAAUCUGAACAAAUUGAUUUGAAUUCUUCAGUGUUAUUUCAUCAGAUUUUAAACAUUCCUUUUGCACUUAGAAAAUGUAGCUACUAUCUCAUCCUACUAACUGGAAUCCAGAUUAGUUGAUAGUGAAAAUCCAGCUGCUAUAAAAAUGAUAGAGAUACUCCUUGACUUACAAAUGGUUGUUUAGCAGCUAUUCAGUUAGUGGCUGUAUGAUCCAGACUGAAAGCUCCAAUGGUUGCCUCCUGGGUCUGCAGUCACAUGACCACUUUGGGCAUUCAGCAACCAGGCUGUAUGUAUGGCUAUGUGCAACGUCCCAUGGUCACAAGACAUUUUACAGCAAUUUUGCUGAAAACCACACUCAUAAUGAAUGAUUGGCUCACUUAACAACUGUGGUAUUUGCUCCACAAGAAGUGUUCACUUAAUGACUGCCAGAAAAAGGAUAACAUUGGGUUGAUAAAUGAUUAAUCCAUUUUAUAGCUAUUACAAUUUACGACCAUGGUGGACAGACUACAUUACGUUCCUAAGUCGAGGACUACCUGAACAAAUAAUUAUGUUCCAACUACAUUUUCCUAACUCUUCCUGCACCUUUCAUAUCAGUAUUCAAACUGAAUACUAAUUAUCAACAGUAUGUUUUGGUGAAACCAUAGCAACUAUGAAAUUUCCACAGCAAAACUGCAGUUAGAUGAUAAUCCUAUUGACUGAAAAUGUUUUAAUCAUAAUUUUGUCUGAUUUCUAAAAGGACUCACUCUGCAUUGUACAAAUGAAUUAAAAUCCAUAAACGUAGACUUUAGUUAACUGCACACAGUCAAAACUAAUCAAUUACCUUUGUGAAAUAGGUUUAUGCCAUAGGUUCGCCAUUACAGGUAUAGAGUAAAGGAUUUGACACACAACCUUGUGGGGUACCAGUGUUAAGAAUAAAGGCUGAAGAGAUGAUUACCUAAUCUGACCCUUUGAGAGCGGCCAAACAGGAAAUCCAUAAUCCAAAGGCAGAUUGAUUAAGAAAGUAAUCAUAUUAUAACAGCAACCUUCUUCAGUUUGUCUUUCUGCAUAAUUAUCAGAAGUGCUGUACCAUUUAAAAUCAAAAGAACAGAACACAGUUGGAAUCAACAUGAAAUAUUCCAGUUUUACAUAGAAGGUUUGAAGUCUUAGUUUUUAAAAAUUCAUAUGUUGCUCAUAGAGUAAUGCAAGUAGAAUUCCACCUUGAGUUUGCAAAACGGAAUCCAACUUCUUUAAAGGAAACCAGCCUGUUUCAUUCAAGAUUGAACACUUCUAAAAUCAAAUAAUUUCUGGAACACUCUGGGGAUGGAAUCUUCCAUGGUGGGAUGUUUGUACAGGCUAACUCUCAUGCUUGUUAUGAUUGUCAAGACCAUCGUUUUGUUGUUAAUACAGAAACAGUAGUUAUCGUGGCUCUCAAAAAUGUGCACAAAAAAGAUAUUCAAACAGUGCAGAAAGGGAUAAAGAGUGAAAAGUAUCUCCAAAAUCUAAGGGGAUUAAAUACUUUUUAUUAGUAUGGUGCCUAAUGUAGUGCUGUAUGAAGAUAACCUUGAAGAAAUAAAAGGGCAGUGUCAUAAACAUUAGAUUAGCCUUGAAAUGGAAGAGGAUGAGUCAUCUUAAUUCUUUUGGACACCUAAACAAGCCCAGUUUUUGCAUCCUAAACAUCAAAUCCAAUGCAGUUCAUGAAAACAAGAAAAUGUCCAUUUGCUGCACACCAAGCUAACUUUAGUGACCUACCAUAUUUUUUGACAAAGACAUAGAUUUAACUGUUCUAUUAUUUAUGCCCUUCAUGGCUUUUAUGUUUAUGUAUGAUUUCCUAUUUUGUUUAAUAAUAGCAAGAUUUUCAAAACUAAAUAACUUUUUUUAAAAAUUUAACAUUUCCAAACUGAAAAUAUUCUCAAAUAUUGGCCAAAUGCCAGAUUGUACAUAAAAGUGCAGGUCUUACAGUGUAGAAGUGCUUCUGUUUUGCUUUCUUUUGUAUUCUUCAAAAACAUACUGUGUAUUUUUGUAUUAUGUUAACUUCUGGGGGAAAAAUGAACUCUUUCAAGCAAACCAAUCAUGAUUUAAAUUCCAGAUUCAAAAAGUGCAUGGGCAACAAAGCAUUGGUUUUGUUGACUUAUAAGUCAACUGUUCUGCUGGCUUAGAGGCUAUACAGCCAGUGAAACAUCUGCAAUUUUCUUAUCACAUGAAACUUAAACGGGGCAAUUACUGAAAGACCUACUGCAGAAUCUACCCCACUUUAAUCCCAGAGCAAAAAGUAUUCAAGUAGAGGAGCGAGGAAGCUUAAUAUAUAUUAUAGAACACAAAGGCUAUAACUCAUCCCAGAGUAAAUCUCAAUGUAACAUAAUUGGAAGUAAAAGUUGAAGCCAUGAUAUACCACGUUACAGAGCUUUCAAAGGAAAGGUUUAUACAGCUCAUGGCCAAAGUUGGAUCUGCAUUUUGAGAAAAGUGGCAGAACCAGAAGUUGCAAGCUUGUAAAUUCAUGCUACGUAGUAUACCACAUUAUGUCCAUUUUGCAAACAACACAUCUAAAUUGUAGUUUCAGAUUAUGAAGGAACAAUAAGACUGACACAAAGAGAGUAGGAUUC
This is a messenger RNA of Thamnophis sirtalis, 6914 nucleotides long. RefSeq names its product zDHHC palmitoyltransferase 2 (gene ZDHHC2). NCBI's taxonomy places the organism in Eukaryota, Metazoa, Chordata, Lepidosauria, Squamata, Natricidae. The record is from RefSeq and is a predicted model, not a curated record. Gene Ontology annotation, molecular function: palmitoyltransferase activity.